Molecule: messenger RNA, 1701 nt
Organism: Pecten maximus
Lineage: Eukaryota; Metazoa; Mollusca; Bivalvia; Pectinida; Pectinidae
Product: collagen alpha-1(XIV) chain-like
Exons: 4
Coding region: 39-1682 (547 amino acids)
Source: RefSeq, a predicted model, not a curated record
AGAUUUGGUUGAGUAAUGCUUUAAUUUCGACCAGGAAAAUGCGGCUCCUAUUCGAAGGCGGCCAGAUACUGCUUCUUGUAUUGGGAUGUUUCCUGUGUGGAACCGUGAACGCCGAGACUCGUCAAUAUCCUGGUGGCAGGAACCAAUCAGAAACACUAACGAACCAGAACUCUGGCACGAGACGAGGGAGGCCAAGGCCGGGUCGAUGCCAUACAUCCAAAGCGGACAUCUUUUUCCUGGUGGAUUCUUCCGGAAGCGUUGGAUCAAGCAAUUUCCAGUUGCAGAAAGGCUUCAUUGCUGACUUUGUCAGUCAGAUGAGAAUAGGUAUCAAUGAUGUCCUUGUUGGAGUUUUCACAUUUUCUACCACCCCAUACUAUACGAUACACUUCAGGAAAAAUCAGGAUAUGACGUCACUGAUAACGGAAGUGAACGGCAUCCCGUACAAGAGUGGGUCAACGCACACGGGUACAGCUAUCGAGUACGUCAUACAACAGGCACUAACUACUACUUCCGGUAACAGGGCUGAUGCGCCGGACACCCUGAUAGUGAUGACCGAUGGUCAGUCAAACAAUAAGGCAAUGACGCUUGCAGCAGCCAAGCACCUGCACGCGACAGGGACCGAUACGUUCGCCAUCGGUAUUGGGAGAGGGGUCAAUAUGGAAGAGCUCAAUGCGAUAGCCUCAACUCGAGGCAAGGUCAAGGUCGUUUCAAGUUUUCACGACCUCCGGGGAAUUUCUAAAACGCUGUUUAGAACAUCUUGUUUCGCAAACACCCCACAGACUUCGACGACGUCUACCACAACUACAACACAAACGACAACUACUCCAACUACAACACCGACAACAACACCAACAACUACUACAACACCGACAACAACUACUACAACACCAACAACUACAACCACCACCACGACGCCUACAACUACAACUCCAACCACCACCACCACGCCUACAACUACAACAACUCCGACAACUACGACCACCACUACAACACCAUCAACUACUACAACACCUACAACCACUACAACACCAUCAACUACAACUUCAAGGAUAACUACCACACGCGUACCAACGACUAUGGCACCACUAACGACACCCGUACCGACUUCGGCAUCCAAAGUGUGUGCUACUCCUAUGGCGGACAUCGUGUUCCUUCUGGACUCCUCGGGGAGUGUAGGCGAGGCAGACUUCCGGAAAUUGUUGAACUUCGUGUCGGAGUAUGCGCAGUAUGCCACCAUUGGUCCGAACGAUUUACAAAUGAGUGUUUUGACAUUUGCCUCUGACGUCACGGCUAAUUUUGAUUUGAAUACAUAUGACAGCAGUGAUGCUGUAGUAAAUGCCAUUCUGAGGGUACCAUACAAGGACGGAGGGACACACACAGAAAAGGCCCUACAGAUGGCGCUGUACCACAGCUUCACUCGACAGACCGGAGAUCGCCCUAAUGCCAAAAAUGUACUCGUGAUCAUCACAGACGGGUAUUCGUAUGAUCACCAAGCGACAUUGUACGCGGCUGAAAUGUUACAUCUGUAUCAAAUAGAGACAGUUGCUGUCGGAGUGGGACAGGGGGUGGAUGUGUCCGAACUACAAGGGAUAGCAACAGACAGCAGGCAUGUGCUCACAGCGGCCAACUUUGAUUCCCUUAACUCUCUAAGGUCACAACUGCAGUUGUUUUCUUGUACAUAGAUAAAUAAUUAUUAAACUU